This is a messenger RNA of Solanum pennellii, 4238 nucleotides long. RefSeq names its product actin cytoskeleton-regulatory complex protein PAN1-like. The coding region runs from base 258 to 3917 and encodes 1219 amino acids. NCBI's taxonomy places the organism in Eukaryota, Viridiplantae, Streptophyta, Magnoliopsida, Solanales, Solanaceae. The transcript has 14 exons. Gene Ontology annotation, biological process: endosomal transport; endocytosis. Gene Ontology annotation, cellular component: plasma membrane; cytoplasm; nucleus. The record is from RefSeq and is a predicted model, not a curated record. Gene Ontology annotation, molecular function: protein binding; calcium ion binding.
AAAAACAAAGGUGUGAAGGUGCAAUCAAAAGAGAGAGAGAGAGAGUGUAAUGUGCAUUGUGCUGUCCGAAGCACAAACCCCAUCAACUUCUGACAUCACUUUUCUCGAUCCCCCGCCUAUCGAUACCACCACUGCCCACUGUCCGGCGGCGGCGGUGGAUCACCACCUGGGAUCUUCUUAAACCUCUCUAAUUCUCUGCCCUAUUCCUUAUCACAGAUCUAAUUCAGUAUUCUCAAACUGAUUGAAUCGACUCAGUAAUGGCUGCGCAGAACCAAACGGAUCAAUUUGAGGCUUAUUUUCGCAGAGCAGAUUUGGAUCAGGAUGGUCGGAUCAGUGGUGUUGAGGCUGUUUCCUUCUUUCAAGGCUCUAAUUUGCCUAAACCAGUCCUUGCUCAGAUAUGGACAUAUGUUGAUCAAAGUCGUACCGGUUUCCUUAGCCGCCAGGAAUUUUUCAACUAUCUUAAGCUUGUUACAGUGGCGCAGAAACGAGAGUUGACCCCAGAAAUAGUGAAAGCUGCACUAUUUACGCCAGCUUCAGCUAAAAUUCCUGCCCCACAGAUAAACCUUGCAGCUGUAGCAGGUCCUCGUCCAGCAAAUAGAGUUGGUUCUGCAGUGCCUCCAGUUAGUCGUGCUGCUCCAACAGCAGCACCAAGUUUUGGCAUUAGGGGUCAACAGGGUUUACCAGUUACGCAGAGCCAGUAUAUGCGGCCUCCUCGACCCUCCGUUCCAAGCACCAGUUUCCCAUCUCAAUCAGGUGCUUCUAGUCAAGGAAUGCCUGGUGGUACCAUGGCAGCUUUUAGUCAAGCCAAUUCUUCUGAUUGGCUUUCUGGUAAUGGUGGCUCCCAAGCAGCUGUUACUUCCCAAGCUCCUAAUAUCAUUAUAAAUUCUAGAAGUCAGGAUGGAUUUGAUCAUGCUUCUCCACAACAGAACCAACAAAAGACCACUUAUUCGGCGACACCAGGUUCAUCAAAUUUAAAUGAUGCCACUCUGCGUGGUAACCAGCCAGAUGUUAAGGAUCCUAAAGCCGUUCCAGUUUCAGGAAAUGGAUUUGCAUCUGACUCGCUUUUUGGAGAUGCUUUUUCAGUUGCAUCAGUUCAACCAAAACAAAACUCCGCACCUAGUAUAUCUUCUGCUGGCAGCUUUCCAGUCUCACCAGCCAUUGUCUCUGCAUCUGCAGGGCUCCAACAUCCAGUAGAGGCCAGCCCAAUUAUUUCACAAGUUGCACUUCCCCAGAAACCAGUAAAUCAGCAUCAGCAAGCUCAGUUGACUGGGAGACCAAACAAACAGGUCUUAGUGCCAAGUGCUGGUGCAAAUCCUAAUGCAGCUGGAAAUUCUCGUUCCAGUCAGUCUCAGAUUCCUUGGCCAAGAAUGACCCGGUCUGAUUAUCAGAAGUACAGCAAAGUAUUUAUGGCUGUGGACUCAGACAGGGAUGGAAAAAUUUCUGGCCUGGAGGCAAGGAACCUCUUUCUAAGUUGGAAGCUGCCUCGAGAGGUGCUGAAACAGGUGUGGGAUUUAUCUGAUCAAGACAACGACAGCAUGCUGUCUUUAAGGGAAUUCUGCAUUGCGCUUUACCUGAUGGAGCGGCACAGGGAAGGUCACCCUCUUCCUUCAGUCCUUCCGACCAAUCUUAUUUUCGACGAGUCGUUAUUACCUGCUUCUGGUCAGCCUGUCCCACCACAUGGUGCUGUUGCUUGGAGACACACACCAGCCACCCAGCAAACACAGGGGCCAAGGGUUGUUCCAGGACAGAUGGCUUCUGGCGCUCCAGGAAGGCCUCCACGUCCAGUUCCUAUUCCCCAGCCCAAUGAAGUUGUGCAGCCUGGUCAACAGAAGCCUAAAGUUCCUGCACUGGAGAAGCAUCUUGUUGACCAACUUAGUCAAGAGGAACAGGAUGCAUUGAGUUCAAAGUUCCAGGAAGCAACUGAUGCAGAAAAGAAGGUCAUGGAAUUGGAGAAGGAAAUUUUAGAAGCAAAAGAAAAAAUUCAGUUCUACCAUGCAAAGAUGCAAGAAAUAAUUUUAUACAAAAGUCGAUGCGACAAUAGACUAAAUGAGAUCACCCAAAGAACUUCUGCUGACAAAAGAGAGGUUGAGUUAUUGGCUAAAAAAUAUGAAGAGAAAUACAAGCAGACAGGAGACGUUGCUUCUAAAUUGACCAUUGAAGAGGCCACCUUUCGGGAUAUUCAGGAGAAAAAAAUGGAGCUAUACAAGGAAAUUGUUAAAAUGGAUCAAGAUGGCAAGACUGAUGGUAUCCAGGACCGUGCUAGUCACAUUCAGGUGAAUCUUGAGGAGCUAGUAAAAUCACUGAAUGAACGGUGCAAAACUUAUGGUUUACGAGCUAAACCAACUACACUGCUUGAGCUUCCAUUUGGUUGGCAACCAGGCAUCCAAGAGGUUGCAGCAGACUGGGAUGAAGAGUGGGAUAAGUUUGAAGAUGAAGGAUUCACAUUUGUGAAAGAGCUGACACUUGAUGUGAAAAACGUCAUUGCCCCUCCUAAAACAAAGUCAUCAUUGGUUCGUGAGAAAGCAUCUUCUUUAGCUGAACAUGAUUCUGGAAAAUCAUCUGCUGAUGCUGAUACUGAUGCAAAGAUAGAUAAGCUGUCAAACCAUGUACAAGCUAGAGAAGUUAGUGACAUGGAAUCUGCACAUGGACAUCAGCAAACAGCAAGAAGUCCAACUGAUAGUCCAUCAAGGAGUAAUGUAGUUGAAAGCCCGUCAAAAGAAGUCCAAGAGUCUAUGUACGGGAAGGAUGUCAGUUUUGAUGGUUCACCCCAUGGUGCGCAAAGGAAGGAGACUAGUUUUGAUGGUUCACCCAAUGCUGCCCAAAGUGAACACUGGGGUACUGAAUCUGUGUUCUCGAGGGAUAAAGGUUUUGAUGGAUCUGGCUGGGGUACAUUUGAUACCAACUUUGACACUGAUGCUGCAUGGGACGUCAAUUCUGUUGCAAAGGAUUCAGAUCAUGACAAUCUCAAGGAAUCUUCUCUUUUUGGAGAUGAUGAUUGGGGCUUAGCCCCUAUUAAAACGGGGUCCAAACAGUCCAACACACUACCGAAUCAAAUGCCAUCCUUUGAUUCUGUUCCUAGCACGCCAAGUUACAAUGCUGGGAUAGACAACACGUUCCCCAAACAAAGCCCUUUCUUUGAUUCUGUUCCUAGCACGCCAAGUUACAAUGCUGGGAUAGACAACACGUUCCCCAAACAAAGCCCUUUCUUUGAUUCUGUUCCUAGCACUCCAAGUUACAAUGCUGGGUUCAGUUAUUCAGACAACGCAUUCCCGAAGCAAAGCCCUUUCUUUGAUUCUGUUCCAAGUACCCCAAGUUACAACUCUGGAUUCACUCAGACUGAUAACUUGUUCUCGAGGCAAAGUCCCUUCUUUGAUUCUGUUCCUAGCACACCAGCUUAUAAUUCAGGAGGCUCCCCGAAUGCAGAUAAUAUAUUCCAGAAUAAGAGUCCGUUUGCCUUUGGGGACUCAGUUCCAAGCACACCUAUGUACAGUUCUACAAACUCGCCUCGCAGACAAAGUGAAGGGUUUGAAGAAAACUCGAACAGCUUCUCCAGAUUUGAUUCCUUUAACAUGAAUGAUAGUGGCCCCUUUGGCACUCGUGACUCUCUUUCAAGAUUUGAUUCAAUGCGCAGCACCAGAGACUCUGACUACGAUCAUGGUUCAUUCCAGCAACGGGACUCAUUUGCUAGGUUUGAUUCAUUUCGCAGCACCGCAGACUCUGACUAUAAUUUUGGGCUCUUUCCUCCUCGCGAAUCACUAAGUAGGUUUGAUUCCAUGAGUAGUACCAGGGACACAGAUCAUCGUCAUGGUUUCACAUCUUUUGAUGAUGCGGAUCCAUUUGGUUCAAAUGACCCAUUUAAGACGUCGGCCGAGAGUCAGACACCAAGGAGAGAUUCUGAUAGUUGGAAAGCGUUUUGACGGGAUGAUGGAGUACUAGUGCUAAGUCAUUUUAUUCUAUUUCAUUUUUAUCAUUUGGCCAGUUUGUUGUUUGUAGGUAUGUAAUGUUGUGACUAGAUAAAAACAUGUGUGCGGCAUGCGUUGCUAUCAAGAUAUAAGCUGUGUUGUACUAUUAUUUUAUUAGCUUGAUUUUUUUUAAAUUCCAUGUGAAUUUUGACCUUUUCCACCACAUUAUUUUUUCGGAACUUCAAGGUGGACAGAACUUUUGCUGGUCACCCCUAUUGAAUGUAUAAAGUGUAUAAUGAGCAUUUUUUAUCAGAGAGUUAUUUUGUUUUAUGAGUG